ACGAGGGUUCACUGAUGAAUCAGAUGCUGUGGCCUUCACUGUCACCUGAUCUCAACACCUAUGGGAGGUUUUGGAGUGACAUGUUCGACAGCGCUCUCCACCACCACCACCAUCACCACCAUCAUCAUCAUCAUCCCUCCAGCAGGUUUUCCAGAGACUUAGAGAAUCGACACCAAGGAGCACUGAAGCUGUUGUGGUGAUUUUAAAAAACAAUGACAGAGGGAAACAACAUGCCAGACGGUGAGGCAGCCAGUAUGGAUGAGACGCUCGAUGCCGCCGUCGUACCCGCAGGAGGAGAGGGGGAGGAGGAGGAGAAGAAGGAGGCCUGGGACUCUAAAGUCGCAGUCCCGGAGCCGGCUCCGGCAGCGGAGGAGGAGGUCGAGUUUGUGCAUCCCGAGGGCGGCUGGGGGUGGCUGGUCAUGCUGGCUGCCAUGUGGUGUAACGGCUCCGUGUUCGGGAUCCAGAACGCCUUCGGUAUCCUCUUCCAAUCACUGCUCCGGGAGUUCGGCAGCGAGGAGGAUGAAGACCUCCGCUUCAGGACAGCUUGGGUGGGUUCCCUCUCCAUGGGGAUGAUCUUCUUCUGCUCCCCCAUUGUCAGCGUCUGCACUGACAUCCUCGGCUGUAGAGUUACUGCAGUGGGCGGCGCCGCUGUCGGCCUGGUUGGCCUCCUGGCCAGCUCCUUUGUCACGUCCCUGGGUCCCAUGUAUUUCACCUAUGGCAUUGUGUUCGCCUGCGGCUGCUCCUUCGCCUACCAGCCCAGCCUCGUCAUCCUGGGCCACUACUUCAAGAAGCGCCUGGGUUUGGUGAAUGGCAUCGUGACGGCCGGCAGCAGCAUCUUCACCAUCACUUUACCCUUCCUGCUGUCAGGGCUGCUGGAGAAAGUGGGCCUCCAGAACACCAUGCGCAUCCUCUGCAUCCUUAUGUUUGUGCUGAUGCUGGCAGGCUUCACCUACAAGCCCCUCCUGCCCCUCAAAUCCCCCACCACCCAAACAAGCAGUCGGUGCCCACCCAUGAGCCAGGUCUUCAACCUCAACAUCUGGAAGUCUUUGGGAUAUCGUAUCUGGGCAUUUGGUGUUCCUGCAGCACUCUACGGCUACUAUGUGCCUUACGUCCAUCUGAUGCAGCACGUCGUGGAGACCUUUGGAAAAGAAGCCCGUAAAGAGGUUCUGCUCAUGUGCAUCGGCAUCACGUCGUGCGUGGGGCGUCUCAUCUUCGGUAGGGUGGCGGACUACGUCAGUGGACCCAACAAGGUCUACCUGCAGGUGACGUCCUUCUUCGUCAUCGGCAUCAUGUCCAUGAUGAUCCCGCUGUGCAAAAUCUUUGGCGGGCUGAUUGCCGUGUGCCUGCUGAUGGGGUUGUUUGACGGUUGCUUCAUCUGCAUCAUGGCGCCCAUCGCCUUCGAGCUGGUCGGAUCCAAAGACGUGUCCCAGGCCAUCGGCUUCUUGCUGGGCCUGAUGUCUGUGCCCAUGACCGUGGGGCCGCCCAUCGCAGGCUUCCUGAGGGACAGGCUGGGGAACUACGAGGUGGCCUUCUACUUGGCGGGCAUCCCCCCGAUCUUCGGCGGAGCCGUGCUGUGUCUGAUACCCUGGGUGGAGGCCAGGCGCAAGAGGAUGGAGAAGGUCAACAAGGAGCAAGACAUCACCCAGAAGAUGAUCGAGCAUGAAAAGGCCGCGGAAGACCCGCAACACAAAACUGGAGAGUCCGUCUUCUAAACUCCCGCUGAACAGACUGAAGGAGAGACACACGGGGUCAGACUGAGACUGCUGCUGACCGGCAGCAUUUAGAUAAGGUGUGUGUGUGUGUGUGUGUGCGUGCGUGCGUGCGUGCGUGCGUGCGUGCGUGCGUGCGUGCGUGUGUGUGUGUAGCCCUGAUUAUAAUGACUGCCUUCAGUAGGAGAAUGUCAGAAAAUGCCAAAGCGAUGAAACAUAUCAGACAGAGCAGUAGGUUGAAGUUGAGCGUGAUGCUGGAGAACUAUGCAUUCGAUUGUUUAAAUUAGCGUGACGUUGUUUCAGAGCAGGAAACUUGAAGCUUAAAAGUUAAUGGGGAAAAAAAAAUAAACAGCAGAUUUCAUAUCGGUCACAAGGGAAGGGAAAGAAGGCGCGCUGGGUGCCUACUAUAACACUAGAUUCGCAGUCUUAAGGGAAAGGUGGACUUCUAUUACUCUCAACUAUCAGCUAGCACAAACUUUUAGAUGUAGUACAAAUAUGAAUCAAUCACCAUCCGUUAAAACUUGUCUGUUAAUGAUGUCUGGGGAAAUCCGCCUCCUUUACUGUCGUCUCCGGAGCACAGACCGGAUUCCCAUGUUAAAACAGUCUUAAAGCCAAACGGGACAUAUGUGAGAACUGGGUCCGCAGCGUUUCAAAGACACAGGAACUAGGGAUUCUGGAGUCAGGGGGUUAGUGUCAGUGUCAGUGUCAUCAUCUGAGCUGCAGAGAAGCUCAGACACUUGAAGGGAAGCAGCUUUAAUCUGAACUUAAUCUGAAACGCUGACACAUCAUCUCAAGACCUGUCGAAUCAUUCCCUUACCUUCAGACUGGAGACGGGAAAUGUUUUGUGCUUUUAUUGAAUAAAAAAAAGAAGAAGAAGAAGACAUGUAAAAACAACAGUAUUCGUCCAGGUGCAGGCGCAGUGAAUUUGUAGUCUGUCACUUAGCCAGUACAAAUAGACCCACUGUCAGUGAUGAGCCUAAAUAUUGAUUGAUAAGGAACAUAUUAACGCUGUGUUUGUGUUCAAGUCUACAUGAAUUGAUUGUAUUAGUGACUUUAAGCAGUAUUUCUUUUAAAAACACACAGUGCUGAGACUUGUUUUUAAAUGUGUUGAAUGUUUCUCUGUUAUUUGGUCCAACAUUUUUAUCCUUUUAUUUUCAUGAAUUUACAAUGUGAUGAACGUCCGUGGUCCAGGUCAUAAAACACGUGUUAACAACAGAUCAUCUGCUCGGAGGAUGACCUCUUAAAGGACCAAAAAAAACAAAAAAAAAACAUUAAAUACUGGUGUUUGUAUUUAGUUCCUCGCCACUUUAUAAAACGGCUUUUACACAUUUACCUACAGUAUCUCUUCAUUUCAGAGUCUCCACUAUUUGAAAUGGAACAGAGGAUUUGAGUUUGACUAAUCAUUGACUACGUGACCAUUAGUCAAGUGAAGUCAAGUUAAUCAUUCACUCUGUGCCCAGUUCGUUAACCUUGAAUACGAAGGAGUGUGUUUGAUGUUUCCAUGUUGUAUUUAUUUUGUAGUUUUUGUGGAGAAUGUUGUGCUUUAAUUGACGGGCAUUUGCCUUAAAGCCUUAAUUUCAUUUUCUGAAGACCAAAAAUGUAUUGAAAUGAAAAUGGCUGAGAGUGUUAAAUCCUCUCUGCUUGUUGUCAUACGUCUCCCUGAAGCUUCCCGGUAGUGUCAGUGAACCAUCUGAACAUGUCACUCAUCAGUCUGUCGCUGCUCACAGUGACAGAUUGCUUAAGGAAAAAAAGAAAACUCGGAGACCUUUUGGAAAAAUCGGUGCACCACAGAACAGCUGUGGGCUGGUGAUUGUGACACUCUCUACCUCAGAUGUUGUCCAACAAAACAAAAAAAAAAAGUAGACCUGCCCCAGUCUGGACUCUGGUGUUCCUCCAUCAGAGACAGUCCAGCAGUGUUCAUGUCCGACAGUGACACUCAGCUGCCCGACGCUUUGCUCCUUGAUAAAAUACGUCAUUUUAUGCAACAAGUGUGAGAAACUUCAGCAGCGUUUACAUCUUUUCUCCUCUAAAUAUAUAUUUUUAUGAUGAAAUCACAUCAGUUGCCUUUCAAUCUUUUUUAAAUGACAUGCUUUACUGACAGUUUAUUUUUAGACUUAUUACCAUUGUAGUGCGAUUCACCAAUGACAGCCUCGAGUAAUUUCUUGUCAGAAAUUACUUAAUUUGUACCUCUGAACUUUGAUUGUAAACGUCUUUGUUUUUUUUUUUUUUAAUGCUUAAUCACUUUUAUUUCACUUUUCAAUGUAAUGUAGUUGUUGCUCCACACCUGCUUCUUGAAAUGAUCUGUGCCAUCCAAAGAAACAUUUGGAAAAAAAAGCCAAAAAGUGUAUGAUUUAUUUUAUUUAGUCAUGAUUUUAAAUCAUAAACUGCCUUAAAAAACAGUCUUAAUAGCGUCUACAGAGGUUUAAUGUGACAAUCAGUCAGACUCGUGUCUGCGUGUGUGUGUGUGUGUGUGUGUGGGGAGGAUAUCUGGAUGAGCUUAUGUGCCCUAAUGUUUAUAGCAUUUUAUUGUUUGUUUGCUGUUGUCCAAUCCAAACCUCUGGAUUUAUUCUGAAUAUCUGUAUAUACGUAUGCAUUUUGUUAUUGCUGCAAGUACAGAUAAAGUUUUCCCUUAUUAAAGCUUUACAGUAAAGAUUGCAUAUUUGCUCUUUUCAUUCUA
Messenger RNA from Seriola dumerili (greater amberjack), 4386 nucleotides. It is a transcript of the gene slc16a10, whose product is annotated as solute carrier family 16 member 10. Bases 213 to 1712 code for a protein of 499 amino acids. Gene Ontology annotation, molecular function: monocarboxylic acid transmembrane transporter activity. The transcript has 7 exons. The record is from RefSeq and is a predicted model, not a curated record. Lineage: Eukaryota; Metazoa; Chordata; Actinopteri; Carangiformes; Carangidae. Gene Ontology annotation, biological process: transmembrane transport.